Saprolegnia parasitica CBS 223.65 is the source of this 1077-nucleotide messenger RNA. RefSeq lists its product as hypothetical. The record is from RefSeq and is a predicted model, not a curated record. Gene Ontology annotation, biological process: ribosome biogenesis; box H/ACA snoRNP assembly; pseudouridine synthesis. NCBI's taxonomy places the organism in Eukaryota, Oomycota, Saprolegniomycetes, Saprolegniales, Saprolegniaceae. Gene Ontology annotation, cellular component: sno(s)RNA-containing ribonucleoprotein complex. Gene Ontology annotation, molecular function: RNA binding. The coding region runs from base 1 to 1077 and encodes 358 amino acids. The transcript is spliced from 2 exons.
AUGGCCGACGACAGCGAGCCCGACGACAGCGACGACGAAGACACGGGCAAGCUGCGCAACGAAAUCGAGGCGGCGCUCAAGCGCGACGAGCAGACGAGCUUGAUCGCUGGUCCCGUAGCGACAGUGCACGAGGUGCAGAAGGUACCUGUGAAGAAGGCCGACGUGCAGCUCACGUCCGACUGUCCCAUCGACCGCAUGGGCUACGUGCUCAACAUCAACCGCGCGGGUCCGUCGAUUACGAUCCAGGGACACCCACACCAAGCCAUCUUGGACGAAGGCAGUGUCUUGUGUCUCCAGAGCCGCGUCGUCCUCGGCUGCGUCGACGAGGUCUUUGGCCAGGUCAAGCUGCCCAUGUACCUCAUUCGCUUCGAGAAGCCCGAAGACAUUCCCGAGUCUGUCGCGCUCCAGGCCGCUGUCUUCUACACGACGCAGCACGCGACGUACGUGGAGACAUCCAAGCUCAACGUCAAGGGCACGGACGCCUCCAACUUGUACGACGAAGAAGUCGGCGCCGAGGAAAUGGAGUUUUCCGACGACGAGGCAGAGGCGGAAGCCCGACGCAAGCUCAAGGCGACCAAGCGCAAGCACAACCCGGAUGCUGCGCCCAAGGACCUCCUGGCCACCCCCACCAAGGACCUCCGGGUCACCCCCACCAAGGACCGCCGCGGCCUCAUUUUUACCCGCCGCAGUUCCCGCCGCACCCGCACCACCCGCAGUUUCCGCCGCACCACCACCACCACGCGCCUCCGCCGGGAUACUUUUGAGCAGCCGCCGCGCGGAUAUUUUGAACAGCCACCGCCAGGGUACGGGUACCCGCCCCAGGGCGGAGGCUACCCGGGCCCGCACCAUCAUCAUCCGCAAGGCCCUCCCCGCCACCACCAUCAAGGCCCACCUCCACACAACAUGCCGCCGCACCAUCACCCUGGGCCGUUCCCGGGUCCUCCCGGGCACCCGAUGCACCCCGACCAGCCGCAGCACCCCAGUCCGUGGCACCAACAAGGCCCGCCGCCGCCGUACUUCCAGCAAUACCCGCCCCGUCCGCCGCCGCAGGACGACCCGUACCAUUACCGCAACUAG